GCGGAACCUUUCUUCUCUGCUCACAGUUCCUGGGCGGAGGCGUGCGAAAACGGAACGUCCCUCAGCGACCGGGCUGUUGCCGGGGUCGCCUGCUGCUGACGUGUACCGACCGGCUUCUGGCCGCGGUGUGGGUCGCUAUGGCGGUGGACAUCACACUCCUCUUCCGGGCAAGCGUCAAGACGGUGAAGACUCGGAACAAGGCCCUGGGAGUGGCGGUGGGUGGCGGGGCCGAUGGCAGCCGGGACGAGCUGUUCCGCCGAAGCCCUCGGCCCAAGGGAGACUUCUCCAGCCGGGCCCGGGAAGUGAUUUCUCACAUUGGGAAGCUGAGAGAUUUUCUCCUGGAGCACAGGAAGGAGUAUAUUAAUGCUUACAGCCAUACCAUGUGUGAAUAUGGGAGAAUGACGGACGCCGAGCGAGACCAGAUAGACCAGGAUGCUCAAAUAUUCAUGAGGACCUGUUCAGAGGCAAUUCAGCAACUCAGAACAGAAGCCCACAAGGAGAUACAUUCCCAGCAAGUGAAGGAACACAGGACCGCAGUUUUGGAUUUCGUUGAAGAUUACUUAAAAAGAGUGUGUAAGCUUUACUCUGAACAAAGAGCCAUCCGAGUUAAGCGUGUGGUGGAUAAGAAGAGACUAUCUAAGCUGGAACCCGAGCCAAACACAAAGAGGAAAGAACCGCCAUCUGAGAAAGCCUCACAGACUGCUUCCCAGGACGCUGAAGAAAAGCCUGCUGCCGAGGGGUUGCCAGAAAAGCCUUUGACCGAAGCACAGCCUGAACUGGGAACCUGGGGCGAUGGCAGUGUUGACGACGAGCUGUCUCCAGAAGAGAUACAGAUGUUUGAACAAGAAAAUCAGCGGCUCAUUGGUGAAAUGAACAGCUUAUUUGAUGAAGUGAGGCAAAUCGAAGGGAGAGUCGUUGAAAUUUCCAGACUCCAAGAGAUAUUCACUGAAAAAGUUUUACAACAGGAAACCGAGAUCGACAGCAUCCACCAGUUAGUCGUGGGGGCAACUGAAAACAUCAAGGAAGGCAACGAAGACAUACGAGAGGCCAUCAAGAACAAUGCGGGCUUCCGGGUGUGGAUCCUCUUCUUCCUCGUGAUGUGUUCCUUCUCCUUGCUCUUCCUUGACUGGUACGACAGCUAGCCCUGCAGGGCUGCGCCCGUGCCCACGCUGCUGCCUCAGACAUGCCACGCACCAGCAUGCAUCGCGUCUGCCGCGUAGCUGUGUAAGGUCCAAGGACUGGGGAGUCGUGCCCCCCCCCCCCCGAGCCAACAUUUGGAACCUGUCAGGACCCGGAAAUGCAUGGGUUCAAAGUGUCCUGGGCCGUCUUCAGAGGGUGGGGGAGGGGCUGUCAUGUGCUGCGCCUCCACGAGAGGCCACAACCAUGGUGGGGUUGAGCCUGGCAGGGAUAUGGCACACCUGCUGUCCCCAUUACAAUGCUUGGGGCCUCGUCUCCUGCCUUCACACACCAGUAGCUUCAGGGGAGAACACAUCUAAUGUUUCUAAAGCCAUUGGUUCUUAUGCCUUGUGGCAUCUAAUGUGUGCUGAUAUGUGGCCAUUUUGUCAUAGAAAAUUGUUCACAUCUGCCUUGUCAAGCUAAUAAAUGCAAUUACAGCCACUUAUUGCAGCCAGUGCGUCGCCACGGAGCAGCUGUGGGUGGCUGCCACCUGACUGGACAGGCACACUGAUGCCCUCCACUAGGCCCCUCUCCUGCCCUGGCUUCCAGCAUGUGAAGAGCAGAGCCAGAGCCUAGGGCAUGUAAAGCCUAGUUUCCUGUCCCAAGAAGGGUGUGGACUGAAGGCCGGGCCUCCUCCUGCCCUGCUCCUGCAUACCUGCCCCUCUACAAGAGGCCACAGAGUUGCCUGUUAAGAACUGUAAGUGUGCAGCACCAGCCUACAUCUUCCCAGAUGUACCCUGGUGUCUCACAAUCCCUGCUGAAGCGCAUGAGUACAGACAGUCCAGCGUGCAGCUCAGGUACCCACAAGCUUUUUAUUUGCAGGGUGAGCGUGAGAAGUUACACUGGGAGGGUUCACAGUGGGUAAAGUGCCACCACUAGAAAACACCAUGGGGCUUGUCUCCUGCACUCACAUAGUCCGCGAGUCAGACCCCAGCAGGGCAAGCUUUGGCACAUGUUUAUUGCUCUUUAUGCAUUUCUCACAGCUUUCCAACGCCCUCCAAACACAUGACAACCCCCCCUCCUGUGCUGAACUCAUGGUCCUUGUUUCAAAACACCCCAACAAUAAACUGUUUUGUCUCAGUAGCACACCUCAGGAAA
Molecule: messenger RNA, 2274 nt
Organism: Phodopus roborovskii (desert hamster)
Lineage: Eukaryota; Metazoa; Chordata; Mammalia; Rodentia; Cricetidae
Gene: Stx18
Product: syntaxin 18
Exons: 11
Coding region: 138-1142 (334 amino acids)
Biological process (GO): retrograde vesicle-mediated transport, Golgi to endoplasmic reticulum; intracellular protein transport
Cellular component (GO): membrane; SNARE complex; endoplasmic reticulum
Molecular function (GO): SNAP receptor activity
Source: RefSeq, a predicted model, not a curated record